AUGUCAGAUAAUAGUGACGGUAGUAGUCCAUCAAAAACACGUGCAUUUAAAAGAUCACGUUCGCCUGAUCAUUCACCAAUUCAUGAACGAAAAUCUAAAUUUGCUAAAAUUGAAUUGCAACAAGACAAUGCUGGUAAGGAUAUCAGUAACAAAGAAAAUCACACGAAUUAUAAACAAUCUGAAAUGGUUAUGGUAAAAUAUUCUUUAUCCACAUGUAAUAAUGAAGAAGAUGAUCAAGAUGAUGGUAUCAUCAUUGAUCAUCUGGAUUUAUCAUCUGUACCUUUUCCUUGGUAUCGUUCUCAUCCAUUAUGGUCAAAUAUGAUGGCGAAAACAUUUGAUGAAACAUACAAAUGUCAUUCAAAUUUUCUUGAUGCACAUCCAGCUAUAACAACUAAAAUGCGAUGUGUUUUAUGUGAUUGGCUUAUUGAAGUUGCAGAAGUUUAUCAUCUUCAUCGAGAAACAUAUCAUUUAGCUAUAGCUUAUAUUGAUCAGUAUUUGUGUAAUACAAAUAAUUUACCUAAAGGCAAACUUCAAUUAUUGGGUAUAACCGCACUAUUUAUUGCAGCUAAAAUAGAAGAAAUAUAUCCACCACGUAUAUCUGAGUUUGCAUAUGUUACUGAUAAAGCCUAUUAUGAAGGUGAUAUUCUUGAUAUGGAACUAGAUAUAAUGAAUGUAUUAAAUUGGUAUAUAAAUCCCAUGACAUCAAUAAGUUGGUUAUUAGCUUUUCUUCAAGUUGAAUCAGAAAUUGAAUUGAUGAAUAAUAGUUUAACAUCAUCACUAUCUCCAACAAAUGUUACACCAUCACAUCAUGAUCGUUGUAUUAAAAAACGACGUAUAUCAGUAUCAAGUAGUCAAAGACCGUCAUCAUCAGAGAGUGAAAUUUUGAAAACUUCAAUUUUAACAAAUGUACAUCGAACACCAAUGUUUCUUCAAACAUUUUCAUUAGCUGUUCGAUUACUUGAUUUUUGUUCACUCGAUAUUGAAUAUUCACAAUUUCCGAAGAAUGUAUUGGCUGCAACAGCUAUUCUUGCUUGCAGACCAAAUUGGCCUGUUGAACAGGUUACUUCUUUAAACGAUGAUGAUCUAUAUAUAUGCAGUGAUUGGAUGAAACCAUUUUUUGACGUACUUUAUUUUGGUCAAAAUCUAAUGUUAAUACCAGUUCCAGCAUCACGACCAUCACCUGCUGUACCUAUCGAUGAGAUUUAUUCAAUACAAAUACAUAAUAUCUCUUUGGAUUUACUUGAAAAUGUUUAUAAAAAACGUCCGAAAUUUAUUCCACCAGUGGCAAACAAUCGACCCUUUCGGAAUCUUGUCAAUCGUUUAUCAUGGUUACCAACACCACCAACAUCUUUAGAAAAGCAACAACAUGAAAUUAUUGUUAAUGAAGAAGAACAACUUCAAAUAGAAGAAGUCGUAUCAGUAUAA
Molecule: messenger RNA, 1425 nt
Organism: Rotaria sp. Silwood2
Lineage: Eukaryota; Metazoa; Rotifera; Eurotatoria; Philodinida; Philodinidae
Source: the annotation of a GenBank genome assembly